Molecule: messenger RNA, 1290 nt
Organism: Cydia strobilella
Lineage: Eukaryota; Metazoa; Arthropoda; Insecta; Lepidoptera; Tortricidae
Exons: 1
Coding region: 150-1286 (378 amino acids)
Source: RefSeq, a predicted model, not a curated record
UAUACUUAUGACGGCUUGGACUACGCCUACUAUGCGAAAUCUUAUAGUGGACUUUAAAAUUAAACAUAAGUAUAGCUUUAAUGUAAGUAAUUAAAUCAGUGAUCUGUGCUACCUACUUGUGACCAUCGAGCCAAAGUAAAUGGUAAGUUAUGAUUGAUGUCUUAAAAAGUGUGUAUUUAGAAUUGAAAGAAAUUAGACGCUACCUAAUUAAAGUUGGUCCAAGUAAACGUAAAGGAAAUUUAAUUGCAAAGAAACUUAGCGAAGCAAAUGUUUUAUUUAGUCAAUACACUAGUGUUUCAGAACAUUUAUCAGUAGAGAUUCAAAAAGGUAAUAUUUUGGAGGAAGACGCAAACUUAAUUAAAACAUUGUCACUAAAUUUUAUAGAUUUAUACAAGGAAAUUUCUGAUUUAUGUACUGUGCAACAAGAAACAAUGUCUGAAAAUAACAUGGAUACUUUUAAUUUAAAAACGGCUUUAUCCUUAUUGCCGCAAAUGACUGACGAUGAGGACAGUAUUAAGUGCUUAAUUGAUAACCUUGAAUAUUACGCGUCCUUGCUAAAAAGUAUUGAUUGUAAAAGGAAUUUGAUGCUAUUUAUACUGAAAAGUAGGUUGUCUCAAGCAGCUAAAUUAAAAUUAAAAUCAUCUUACGACACGGUGGAUGAAUUAGUAACUGAUAUGAAACAGGUCCUUCUUCCACAAAAAUCGGCAACUGCUAUCCAAAACCGAUUGCAGCAGAUUAAACAAAACGACAUGUCAAUUCAAGAUUAUGGGAAAGAAAUUUCGGAAUUAUUUGUAGAACUUACGAUUUCGCAAGCAGAAGGCAAAUCAGAAAGCUUCAAAGUUUUAAAGCCACUGAACGAGAAAAUGGCUGUAAAAAAGUUUGCGGACGGCUUACGAAAUCGUAGGCUAAGUACUAUAAUUGCAGCCAGGAAUUUUGCUACGCUUAAAGAUGCCAUCCAAUCCGCCAAGGACGAGGAGACGUCAUCUGCUACACCAGCUGAGGAGUCAAUGCGUACGUAUAAACCAUACAACUACUCUCAUAGGAGCCGACAAGGACAUCGUAAUGGGCCAAGAGGUCAAUAUAGCCCAAGAAUAUAUACCAAUAGGAACUCGCGUGGCAAUACCAUUGCUUACUUAACCAGGCAACAAAAUCGCGGAGGCUUCAGCGGAUUCCAGCAUUCGCCAACCAGAGGAAAUGGUAAUAUUCUAGACCGUAUCGAGGAAGGUAUAAUAAUAAUUUUAGCGCUCGAGGAAACAAGUGGAUACGUAGAGGACAAAUGCGUGUAAUGUC